Messenger RNA from Chlamydomonas reinhardtii, 4036 nucleotides. RefSeq lists its product as uncharacterized. The record is from RefSeq and is a predicted model, not a curated record. Lineage: Eukaryota; Viridiplantae; Chlorophyta; Chlorophyceae; Chlamydomonadales; Chlamydomonadaceae. Gene Ontology annotation, molecular function: 3',5'-cyclic-nucleotide phosphodiesterase activity. The transcript has 22 exons. The coding region runs from base 27 to 3641 and encodes 1204 amino acids. Gene Ontology annotation, biological process: signal transduction.
GUUCGGCUGGCGAGGCGGGACCGAGAAUGGAUGAGGCCUUUCAUCGCCGGCCCCGAAACAGGCUAGGCAUCAAGUAUUGGUUGAAGUUUGCCCAAGCGGAGGUCCUGGCCACGUUUCGAAUUAUCUUGCGGUAUCCCAUUAGCACGCUCCUUCUUCCAUUUAUAGCAUUUGCCCUCACGCUUGGGAUUGGAGUUUGGUCGCUUACAACGGUGCGGAAUGCUCAGGUGGAUGCCAACAGGGAGCGGGGCGCCAUUAUGGCGCUGGACGUGGCGGUUUGGCUUCGCCAGCAGCUGAGCACCGCGAUCGCACCAGCACUUUUGGCGGCGGCCGUGGUACAAUACGAUUCUCGAUGGAGCGCAGUGGAACCUUUAUUCCAGGGAUUGGCGCCCGCGAUGCUGGCACAGGCCCCCAACAACUCCAUCCGGGCGCUCCAGCUGCAGCCCAGUGGCGUGAUCCGAAGCGUAUAUCCGCUGAACGGAAAUGAAAACGCGAUUGGACUCAAUCUUUUUACAUCGGCCAGCAACAAGGAAGGCGCGCUGAAGACAGUUCGGGACCGUACAAUGACCCUGUCGGGGCCGCUAAACCUAGUGCAAGGCUUUUACGGCGUCAUUGUGCGCCAGCCAGUGUUCGUGCGGGGCUCAGCUCCGAAUGCCACGUUUGGUGUACCGGACCCGCUGCCAAACCCAGCCUGUGGCGAGCCAUGCACGUACAACUCGAGCACAGGACUCUUCUGGGGCUUUAUCGGUGUGGUCGUGGACGUGGAUGCUCUGACCGACACGGACUCAAAGCUGGAGUCGCUGCGACACAUGGGCUACAGCUACAGCAUCACGGUGGUGGGCGCGGCGCAGGGGUCGCGGCCCGUCGCCGAAAGUGCCGAACCGCCAAAGGAUCCAGUGACGGCCAUGGUGGCCCUGCCCAACGCCCAGUGGGAGGUGGCGGUGGCCCCGAAGGAUGGCUGGAACACGAACUGGUACGGCGGCCUGUUGGCGGGCGUCAUCGUGCUCUCACUCGUGGUAUCCGGAGCACUGCUGCUGGCACUUGUGUCAAGGCGACGGCAUCAGCAGCUGCUGGAGGCGGUCCUGCCCAGGUCCUUAAUCCGCGAAUUGGACGCGGACGGUGGCUCUUCACUGAACAUUGGGAACAGGAGGACAGCUCUGCAGGCCAUCGGUGCGUACUGGGGUGUGCUAGGCGGCGAGACGCCGGCUGACCUGCUGCUUGACAUGAUGAGCGACCUACUGGAGGGCUUUACGCCAGAGUUGUGUGAUGUGGUGUUCAUCCGGACAGCGCUGCUGCGCAAUAUGGACCUGUACACGCCAAUCGAUGUCAAGAACCACAUUAAGGGCGCGAAUCUGGACGCUGAAGUGGCUCAGGCGCUGAUGCAGCAGCUGGUGGGCGCGGGGCCGCGCUCCGGCCUCUGGGACCCCGCCCAGUUCAACAUGGACCUGGCCGCAGCUGGCAACGGCACGGACAUUGAGGAGGACGUCGAGCGCAACAGCAACCCGGCCAACGAGGCGCACGCUGGCACCUUUGACUUGUUCUCGACCACGCUGGCUUUCAUUGUAUCCUCCGAAGCCGUGGCGAUGGGACGCUUCUCCAUGACGCCUAGCGGCGUACGGCAGGUGCCCAGCAACGUGGACAGCGACGGCCCUGAGAGCGUGCUGCCAGCGUUCGCGCGCGGUUCCAGCGUGCUAGGCGGCGUGAUGGGCGCACUGCGGGGGCUCCAGCGGGAGAGAGAGGUGACCUUCAGCGCCUCGGGUCUCACGCUGGUCGCGGACUCGGAUGGAGCAGCGGCAAUCGGGGAUGGGCCGGAGGCCAGCGGUGGUGGUGGUGCUGGAAGCGGGGCCCCCACACGCGCCCAGUCAGGUGGCGGCAUGCGGGGUUUCCUCGCAGCAGCGGGCAUGAGCGUCAAGCGCCGCAGCAGCAUCAUGUCGGUGGCGUCAUCGCAGCAGCAGUACCCGAGCACGGACGGUGCGGCUGCCAGCGGCGGGGGUGGGGGCGGGGCAGGCAGUCCCAACGGCCUGCGCCUGACGGUGCCGGGGGCGCCAGUAGCAUCACACGUGCAGAUGGAGGAGGGUCUGGCGCACCGGGCGGGGUCAGUGUCUGGCAGAACACCGCCGCAGGGACACCGCAGCAGCAGGCGGAUGGCCCUGUUCGCCAAUAAGGAGCGCAGGGACAGCCUAGGGCCGCGGGAGUACCGGGAGCGACGGACCAGCACCGAGUCAGCACCGGGGGCGGAGGCGAAUUCGACGCCAGCCCAGCCGUCCCCGCCGCCCGUUAUUGCGGACGAGGUGGAGCGGCUGCUGGUCAAGGCGGACAGCUGGCACUUCGACAUGCUGGAGGUUGCCAAAGCAACAAACGGGCAUGCGCUGAGCGUCACAGGCUUCUUCAUCAUUCAACGAGCUGGCCUCAUCCGCCGCUUCAAGCUGAACCCGGUUGUGCUGGCGCGCUUCCUGCGCUGCGUGGAGUCUGGCUAUGUCAACACGCCCUACCACAACUCCACGCACGCCGCCGACGUGCUUCAGAUGCUGCACGUGAUCAUCCACAACGCGCAGCUGCACGUGCACUACCUGGACGAACUGGGGCUGCUGGCGAUGUACUUUGCGGCGGUGAUCCACGACUUUGGCCACCCCGGCCUCACCGGUGACUUCCUGGUGAACACGUCGGACCAGCUCGCGCUGCGCUACAACGACCGCUCGCCGCUGGAGAACCACCACUGCGCCGCCGCCUUCACGCUCAUGCGGCGGCCGGAGUUCGGCCUGCUCGCGCCGCUCAGCGCGGCAGAGCGCAGCUCCUUCCGCAAGCAGGUGAUCGAACUGGUGCUGGCCACGGACAUGAAGCAGCACUUCUCCAUCCUGUCGCACUUCAACACAGUGCACCGCCUGGCAGCCUACUCCCAGCAACAGCAGGCGCAGCCAGCAGCAACGCCCCAGCCACCUGGAACCAUGUUGACCAAAACACCAACAUUGCAAAGGAGGUCCAGCGGGGACCUGCGCGAGGUGGUGGUGAGUGGCGGCCCUGACACCGUGGCGCCACCCAAGCCCCUGGACGACACGGAGCGGUCUCUGAGCCUGCAAGUGGCGCUCAAGUGUGCGGACAUUAGCAACUUGGGCCGCGAGCUCGAGUGCUACAAGAGGUGGGUGGCGCUGCUGGAGGAGGAGAUGUUCCUGCAGGGCGACAAGGAGCGCGAGCUGGGCAUCUCCAUCAGCCCGCUCUGCGACCGCACCAAAGUGGGCGUCAGCAAGAGCCAGACCGGCUUCUUCGAUUUCGUGGCGCUGCCACUGGUGCACGCCAUGUCGUCGGCGUUCCCGGGCGCGGCAAAGCUAAACCGGUUCUUCCUGGACAACUACAACUACUGGAAAAAGCCGGUGGAGGCCAGCAGCGGGGGCCCCAAUGGCACCGGUGCUGUGCCGCCCACGCCUUCAGGAGGCGCCAGUGGCAAAUCGGUGGCGGCGGUGGCGCCGGAGCCUCAAUCAGCAGCGGGCCAGCCAGCUGCCGCACAGCUGGAGCAGCCGGAGCCUCAGACACCGCCGCAGCCCCGGCAGGGAGCCCAGGGCCCGCCGCUGGAUUUCAAACCUGGCGGGGCCGAGGGCCCCAAGAAGCAGGAGGCAGCGCCGCUGCCGGUCAAUGGCGGUCCUGUGUGAGCGCUGCAUGAAGGAUGGCCGGCGUCUUGAAGGAUGGCCGGCGCCCCGGUGCAACAUGGGUUCUGCGGCUUUCAGGGCCAUCGCCUAUUGUAGGUGCACUGAGAGUGCGCCCAGGAGGUGACCCCGUGAGAUGGCCCCAGGUCUCCCGGACACGCUGCGGGCCGCGUGGUGCCGCAACCUAGGGCGUGCGUGUACACGGCCUGGCCCUGAGGAUUCCUGUGCUGCUGGGUCAUGUGCGGCAGACCUGAGUGAGCCGGCUUAUCGCAGAACCAAACAGCUCGAAUAACUGGAGACGGAUCUGCAAGGCGACGGCGGUAGCAUGGAAGGAGCCAUACGGUUUGAGCGGAAGUUGAAAGGAGCGGAAUUAGGUACGAGUCAUGUGGGUGGAGCGGACA